GGAUCUGGUGAACGUAAUGUGUUGAUNAAGCGCAAGCACAAGAAGGACCUGUCGACCAACCCCAGGGCACUGCGACGUCUGCGUACGGCGUGUGAACGUGCCAAACGUACCCUGUCAAGCUCAUCUCAAGCUAGUAUUGAGAUCGAUUCACUGUUCGAGGGCAUCGACUUUUACACGAACAUCACCCGUGCCCGAUUCGAGGAGCUGUGCGCUGAUCUCUUCAGAUCAACGAUGGAGCCAGUCGAGAAGGCGCUUAGAGAUGCCAAGAUGGACAAGUCUUUAAUGCACGAUAUCGUUUUGGUUGGCGGGUCGACGCGUAUCCCGAAGGUGCAGAAACUGCUGUCGGACUUCUUCUCGGGCAAGGAGCUGAAUAAGUCGAUAAACCCCGACGAGGCAGUGGCCUAUGGAGCGGCCGUACAGGCAGCCAUCUUGUCUGGUGACAAGUCGGAGACCGUGCAGGAUCUGUUACUGCUGGAUGUGGCACCACUGUCGUUGGGUAUCGAGACAGCCGGCGGUGUGAUGACGGCGUUGAUCAAGAGAAAUACGACCAUUCCAACGAAGACAUCGCAGACAUUCACCACAUAUUCGGACAACCAGCCUGGUGUGCUUAUUCAGGUUGGAGAUUUGGUCUAUGAAGGUGAACGUUCAAUGACGAAGGACAACAAUCUGCUGGGUAAAUUCGAGCUGUCG
This is a messenger RNA of Anisakis simplex (herring worm), 690 nucleotides long. The record is from the annotation of a GenBank genome assembly. Lineage: Eukaryota; Metazoa; Nematoda; Chromadorea; Rhabditida; Anisakidae.